AUGUUCUCUUUCCCAAAAAUUACCUUCAACACAUCGCCCUUCCAACGCAGCUCUAAGAAGUCCAGGAGAAACACGUCGUACGACGCGUUGAAGAGUGGCUCGUCGCGUAAAAUGACGCGCCGCGCCGUCACGUGCAAAUCAACAAUUGAGGCGUCCAUCGAUGCUUCAUCAACUUCGCCGACGUCCUCUCAUCGCCUAUCCCAUGAUGAUCGCGUUGGAAGGAAAAGGCAAGGAGACAAAGGAAAGGGGGUUAGCAAGCAUGACCUCGAAAGCAUGUCGGAGAGUGCUCGGAUUGCCCACAACUACCGGUCGGCAAUGAACCGUGAAGAUCAAGGUGCGAGUAGACUGGCGGGUGUCCCGCGCAGUUCACAGCUCGUGCAUCCCUCGAUCGAUAAUGCCUCGUGCUCCACGCCAUGUUCAAGCAUGUGUACUGAGGCCACCGAGCCUCUCGUGGUCGGCUCACCCUCUCAACGACUCCAUGACAUUGACAUGCUGUGCUCUGUCUCUCCCGUUAUUGUUGACAACCGGCAGGAAGGGCCCAACCCUCAGGACAUUCUCUACCCUUACCGCUGGACCCCACAUAACAUAGUAUUUGACUCCCAUUGCCCUGAGGUUGCUCCUCACAUCGUCAUCACGCCACCUACGACAGGCGACUGGCUGCAGGCUGCCCAGGUCGCCGAAAGCAAUCGUGCACCCCUCCAGCUCUAUUCUCACCUCCCUGUUCCUCCUUUCUACGGGUCGACAUGUCGUAUGCACACUUACGACGAGUUGAUGGCGCUGUUCCAUCCGUCUCCGGCCGAGGCCCAGCCUGAGCCCCAACCUGAACUCCAUCCUACAGCAGAAUGUUCCUAUUAUGAGGCCAAUCCCCUACCUCAAUGUGUAUUCAAACAUGCUGCUUUCCAGAAAUGGAUUGAAUCCACAGAACAAGAACGGCUCUCCUGUUUUAUGCGCCGCGUCGUGCUUGCCACUCAACGGCGGCUAUUUAAAGUCACGGCUGAAGCUGCCAGUCUCAAGGCCCGGGGCCUUCGGGCACGUUAUGAUAUGCCAGGUUUCUGUGAAACCUUUGAACAUCCGUACAAAUGGGUGGACUCAAUACAUGUUAUUUUGGCUUGUUAUCCCACCGGCGUCCAUUAUGUCCCGUCGCCAAGUCCUUUCUCUGUUCCCCACAUCCUCAUCCAUGAAGCCCCGCCGAACGACCCAUCUAUUGUCGCCGCGAACGGCACGCCUAUCCAAGUUGACGACGGCGGCGACACUCUCGUUGUUCUUUCUUCGCGCCGGACCAUUGUGACCUACGUUAACGACGCGCAAUGCAUACCGGAUGAAGACUCUCGCUCAAGCUAUAGCACAUCCUCCGUCGAGUCAGCUGGUCCUGAAACGCCGACAGAGCUGCAAAGCGUUACCAGCGGGUACUUCGAUGAGGCUGUUGGGAAUGGGGAUAUCAGUGAAUUCGAUUAUUCACAAUACGCCGUAUUAGUCGCGUCGGAGGAUUUCCAGCGGCCAGGAUCACCCACACCUGACUCGCCACCGAGGUCGAAGUUCUACAUCGAGGAAGACGACGACGAACUUCCUUCUAUCGACGAUGAGUGGUAUACAUCCAUCAUCGACCGUACCCAGUGA
Messenger RNA from Cyclocybe aegerita, 1617 nucleotides. The record is from the annotation of a GenBank genome assembly. NCBI's taxonomy places the organism in Eukaryota, Fungi, Basidiomycota, Agaricomycetes, Agaricales, Hemipholiotaceae.